Messenger RNA from Gigantopelta aegis, 1027 nucleotides. RefSeq lists its product as uncharacterized. The coding region runs from base 103 to 468 and encodes 121 amino acids. The record is from RefSeq and is a predicted model, not a curated record. The transcript is spliced from 3 exons. Lineage: Eukaryota; Metazoa; Mollusca; Gastropoda; Neomphalida; Peltospiridae.
UGGUUACUGAAUACGAUAAAGGGUCUUUAAAUUUACUGAGUAUCGAGUCUGUGAGAAGACAACACAUUGCUUGAAAUCUAUGAGUUUUUACUAAACAAGAUAAUGAAAGGAGUUUCCAGUUUAUGUGGUUUGUUUAUCCUAACACUUGUAAUCCAGUCCUGUACAAGUCAUGUUAUUCAACGACGCGGAGCACUGUCCUAUAUCGUCCACAAGGGAUGUCUCUAUCUUUCGCACUAUGUGAAGGACAACUACCCCGUUCUGGAACCGACCCACGACACCUCAGUGGCUGGCGUCACGAACUGGGUGGACUGGGCCAGGGACGUCGCCGACGCCUCGUAUCUGCCCACCGAGCUGCUGCAGGGACUCGUCAAGUGUGGGAGGGGAUACACGUUCUUCGCGUUCAAUGCGCCGCAGAGACUAAUACACGAACACGGCCUUGAUCCCACACAGCUCAUUCCUGGAAAAUAGCUGUUAGUGUAAUCGUGAUUCCUGGAAAACAGAGCUCUGUUAGUGUGAUAGUGAUUUCUGCAAAACAGCGGUUAGUAUAACUAUGAUUUCAGGUAAAUAGCUUUUUCUGGGAAACUGAGCUUUGUUAGUAAAAUCAUGAUUUAUUGGAAACAUAGCUCUGUUAAUUAAAUAAUAAUUUCUGUAAAACCGCUGUUUAAAAUGAUUCCUGGUAAAUAACUUUAUGUGUAAUAAUGAUUCCUGGAAAAAUAAAUGUCAAUGUAAUAAUGAUUCCUUGGAAAUAAUUGUUAGUGUAACAAUGAUUCCUGAAAAAUAGCUGUUAGUGUAACAAUGAUUCCAGGUAAAUAGCUGUUAGUCUAAUAAUGAUUUCUUUAAAAUAGCUGUUAGUGUAAUAAUGAUUCCUGGAAAAUAACUGUUAGUGUAACAAUGAUUCCUGGGAAACGACUGUUAGUGUAAUAAUGAUUCUUGGAAAAGAGCUGUUAAUGUAAUGAUUCCUGGAAAUUAGAGGUUAAUGUACUAAUAGUGUAACCAUGUGUUAUUAUUCAAUAAAGAGCUAACUUUA